This is a messenger RNA of Meira miltonrushii, 646 nucleotides long. RefSeq lists its product as uncharacterized. The transcript has 2 exons. The record is from RefSeq and is a predicted model, not a curated record. Lineage: Eukaryota; Fungi; Basidiomycota; Exobasidiomycetes; Exobasidiales; Brachybasidiaceae. The coding region runs from base 1 to 642 and encodes 213 amino acids.
AUGCAUACGCCAAACAAAGUGACAUUGCUGUAUCGCGAGUUUCGUGAGAUUCGUGUCAGAUCUGCAGAACAAGAUGAGAAGUCCAAGAAACGUAAACGAGCAGAACUUACGAGUCCCGUACCAGCUUCGUCUAGAGAGGCGGAAAAAAUUAGGGCUUUCAAACUUCUUGAAAUGCUGAUAAAAUUCGUAAAAACGGAAAAUAUACGAAGAAGCGGAGAGAUUGAUACUUUCCUGCGAGUGGAAGAAUGUCAGGAGAGAAAUGCAGGUGAAGUUGUUAAGUUGCAUUUAGAGAAGCUACUAGCUGCAGAAAUUGACUUUAUUCAAGCUCGCGAGAAGAUGAGACUUGCGUACUUUCACCUUGGUCAAGCAUAUGCUCAAUGGAUUUUUGAACUGCUACCAACUCUUGAUGCUCUAUUGACGCCGAAGAUAUUUCAUCGUGAGGCGUAUCCCAUUGUCCCAGCGCACUUGCUCAAGCUUUGUAAACAGUCGAAUGAAUCCUCCGUACUAAAGCGGCUCGAAAGGGCGCGAAAAUUUUUUCAUAUGGAAUCCCUCGUUGAAGUCGAAGCAUUAGCCGAAUGCGAAGACUUGACCGUCAAGAGAAUGGACAAUAAAUUUAUGAAGUCGCUUUCAUUAUUGGCGUAGCAUU